AUGGAUGAAAGAUCAAAUUUAUCUAUACCUAAAGCAAGUCGAGAAGGUCGACCAUUACGUCGACGUGGUGUUUCCUUUAAUGUUCUACCACUUCGUCAAGAAUCAACACCAAUUCCUCCAUCCGAAGCACCUAUUCUUGUUGAUUAUUCUUCAAUUCGUGAACGUAAACAACUAAAUUUAAGUGACUUUCUUCAUUCAGACAAUCCAAUUACUUUCUUUCUAUUUACUUUUAUGCAUGCUGUACGUUUUUUCUGUCAUCUUUUCAUAUUACCAUUUAUUGCUAUCAGAUAUUUCUAUCGUUUAAUCUUACGAGUCUAUGGUGUACGACGUCCAACUAGAUCAACAACAACAAGUGAUCUUUUUUCAGUCUCGUCAUCACAAUUAUCAACAUCACAACAAAGACCUAUUGUUGGUAUAUUAACAUUAAUCGAUUAUAUUAUUAUUCAAUUGAGUAGAUUACCAGAUACAAUAAAACAUAUAAUUCAUUCAAUACAUAAACAUAUUGAUAGAACUGUUUUAAAUACAUUCAAUCUUAUUGAUGCAUGUACUAGUUAUCAAAUAACAAAAACAUAUUCCAAAGUUAAAAGUAUAGGUUUAAAAAAAAAUAGUCAUUUAAAAUCGAAAACAAAAAGAUAA
Molecule: messenger RNA, 636 nt
Organism: Rotaria sp. Silwood1
Lineage: Eukaryota; Metazoa; Rotifera; Eurotatoria; Philodinida; Philodinidae
Source: the annotation of a GenBank genome assembly